CUUUGGCGGCCUCAUCGCUGAGCGCCGCUGCCGCUGUACCCUCCACCAACAUCAUCACCACCAUCAUCACCGUCACUCCUCCAUGGACCUCACCCUGUCCUCCAUGGACGCGCUGGAGGCUUUGGCCGACGAGGUCGCCCUCGAGGGCCUGGACGGGGUGACCCCGAGCGCGCUGUGGGUCCGCCUCGCCGCCCGCUCGCCUCCCUUCCCCGGCGGGGGGGCCCCGCGCCGCGACGUGGCCCUCCGCGCCUUCCUCUGGGCCGCCCUGGCCUCGCACCCGGGCGUCGACUUCUACGAGCUGCCCGUGCCGCGGCCUCCGCUGCUGCUGCGCGAGACGGCGGCGGUGGAGGUGGAUGCGGCAAGAGACGAGGGGUGCAAGGACGAGGCGGAGGCGCCGUCGGGGCGGUGGGAGAGCAGCCCGGACAUCUACCCCGUGCACAUGCUGCUGGACGACCCCGCCGGCAUGCAGGGCUCGUGCCGCUACUACGGCGAGCGCACGUGCGUCACCGAGCUCGUGCGCAGCCGCGACCUGCGGCCGCUGUGCACGCUGGAGGAGGUGGAGAAGCGGUGGGGCGACACGCUGGUGGCCGUGGCAUCGCAGGAGCUGCGGUGGCGUGCGCUGGCCGGCUGGCAGUGCGACCCAGACCUGCGCGUGCCCGACUUCUCGUACUGCUUGCUGGAGCGGCUGGGCCGAGCGCGCUGGGAGGGUGCCCUACAGAGCGACCUCCACACCAACGUUUUCCAUAUCGACGCGAGGAAGAUGCACUACCACCGCGGCUUCCUCGACCGCCUCGGGCUGGUGACGCUGCAGUCGCACGUGACGCGCCGGCCCAACGGGAGCCAGAUGCACUCCAUGCUGCUGCUGCUCAAACGAUUCCACAUCGACAGGGCUGGCUGCAGGCACAGCAAGUACUCGGUGCUCAUGCAGAAGCUGUCCGACAAGCUGAUGAUGCGGCCCACUCGUACGGACUCCAUCGCCAGGCUUCGCACAGAAAUGAGCAUGGACGGCCGGUCGUUCCGGAAGCUCUACCAGUUCAUGGUGACGUUGGGGCACAUCGUCAUCACGUCCGUGGUCAAGCAGACUCAACAGGGGCGGCCCUGCAAGAACACCAGAGGUAACGACGUGAUGGUGAGGAGCCUGCAGCUGGUGCGUGCGUUCGGAGAGGCGGAGGCGGAGGCGGAGGUGGAGAAGGAGGAGACUCCGAUCCAGAGGCCCGUCCGGCCGCAGGGCCUCGUGCUGCAGCGUGACAUGCUGACGCAGGCCCUGGACCUCGUGCGGAGGCACGGGACGGGCGGCAUCUCGCACUCGGAGCUGUGCCUCGAGCUCAACGUGGGCAAGCUGGAGGGACGCAUGCUGUGCCGCACGCUGUGCCGCAGGGGGCUCGUCAAGGACAUCAUGGAGGACGAGGGCCGCCAGCGCACCACCAAGUACAUCGCGCAGCAGUUCGUCAAGACCAGCGUCCUCAGCCAGCAGAUCGAGCGCGAGCGGGCGCGCAACCAAGAGCUGACCACGCCGGGCGGUGCCGGCCCCUCGCCGGCCGCCCCCGCUUGGGCCGUCGCCCAGCCGGGGCGCACGCACGGCAGGGUGAAGCGCUGCGGCGCCGGUGCUGCCCCCCGGCGCCCCGACACCGUGUUCCCCUGGAACUGGGGUGCGGCCGGGAGGUGGAGGCAGCCGGGGAAGAGCGCCGCCGGCGCCGCCACUUCUGGCGUCGCUACCGCGCAGGAUCCCGCCGCCCUCUUGCCCAGCAAGAGGGGCCGGCCGAAGGGCUCCAAGAACAAGAAGAGCUCCUUGAAGAAGAACAAGAAGGCCAAGGUGAACACCAAGGCCAGCGGCAGGAAGAGAGGCCGCCCGAGAAAACACCCCCUACCGCAGGCGGAUGAGACGACCGCAGAGGACAAGCCCGGACACGCCGCCGCCGAUGAGUCGGAGGUGAAGGUCAUGGCUGAGCAGCUCCAAGAGGCCACAGCAGUGGCAGCAGCAACAGCAGAAUUGGUUCUGGCACCGGCGACGGAAUCCACGGAUCCCGCCGAUGCUCCACACGCCGGGCCCGGCACUGAGGUUGAGGCCGCGUCGGCGCCGAGCGAGACGGGGACCCGCGGAGAAGGAGGAGACGAGCAGGAGCCAGCGCCGGAGGGAGGAGCUGUGGCGUGCCGGGAGAGCGUGGCAUUGCUGGAUGCCGGCGAGGCCGCCGCGCGGCGAGAAGGAGAGGCGCCGUUGGGCGCGGCCGCGGGGCAGGCCGGAGCGCCGGCCGACUCGGAGGGGCCGGCGCCGGAAGGGCACGGGGUCUGCAAGGUGGAGGUAGACGAGGAGGCCGAGGUCAAGCCGGAGGGUGGUGAACUCCUGCUGGAGCCGGCGGCGCCUCACAAGCCCGGCGCAACGCGGGGCCCGACGCGUCUGACGUACCGCCUGCUCAAGCGACAGAACAUGAUCAUCGAGGCCGUGCGCAGCCACCGCCUCAUCGAGAGCCUCUUUGCGCUGCAGAAGAUGAUCGUGGACGAGGAGCGCGUGGAGGGCGUGAGCGGCCGCUGCUGCCGCAAGUCGAUCGUUCGUCUCGUCAACAAGCUGGCGGAUGACGGGCAGUUGCGCCUCUACCGCACCACCGUCGUGCAGGAUGGCAUCACCAAAAAAGUGGAGCUGGUCGUUCACCCGUCCGUGAGCCCCCACGACCCGCUGGUGAAGAGCGCACUGGAGCAGGUGCGCUUCCGGAUCUCCGGCUCCUAUUCCUCCCAGAGGGCCAAGGCGUCGGCGCAGGCGCACAAGGCGCAGGCGGAGGGGGCGGCGGCGGCGGCGGCGGCGGCGGCGGCGGCGGACGAGACGUCGCCGGGCGGCACCAAGAAGACCGGCGAGCGGAGGGACUCGCACGACGAGGCGGGCGAGUCGUCGGGGGACUCGCGCGGCGGCCGCGUCUCCGCGACGGGACAGAAGGCGACCAGGACGCUGGGGCUGCAGCGCACCAUCGACAUCAGGAUGGGCAUCACGCCCCUGCUCGACUACUCGCCGCCCAUCGUCCCAGGGCUGGGCCGUUCGCUGGGCUUCAUGCCCAAGAUGCCGCGCCUGCGAAUCCUGCACACCUUCCUCUGGUACAUCGUGCACGGCCACAAGCUCAAGCAGGAGCCGCCCGCCGCACUGCCACGGGGAGGGGCGGAGGCCCCCGACGGCGAGGGGUCGUCGCUCGCGGAGACCAGCGGGGACGGUGCAGGCCCACCGGCCGCCGAGAACUCCAAGGACCCCGGCACGCUCUCGGAGGUGGCCUCGGAGGUGGCCCCCCGGUGGGAAGGAGACCAAAGCGAAGGGCGGCCCUCCGUGGGCACGGGGCAGAGCAGCACGUCGCCGAGCAGCCAAGCGGAGCAGCUGUUUGCGGAGGAAACAGUGUACAUGGAGGUGCAGGACUGGCGCCGGUUCACGCCGCCGGCGCCCAUCCACGGGGAGUACGGCGAGGGCUGGGCGCUCGUCAGCGACAUCCUGCUCUGCAUGCCGCUCUCCGUGUUCGUGCAGCUCAUCCGCAUCAGCUACCGGGUGGACGGGCUGCAGGAGCUGCUGGACGACCCCGUGAAGAAGCACACGCUGGUGCGCUUCCUCCCCGUCGCCAUGAGGCAGCAGCUGCUGUUCAAGCGGAGGUAUAUUUUCCUGAUCUUUGAAUGCUUCCAGCGACUCUGGUUCAUGGGCCUGCUCCAUUUCGGGCCCCUCGAGAGAUUCCAGGACAAGGAUCAGGUGUUCGUGUAUCUGAAGCGGCGCGCCACCGUGGUGGACACGACGACGUGCGAGCCGCACUACAAGCUGGCGCAGAGCUCCGAGCCGUUUGAGCGCCGCACGUACUCGCUGCGUGCCAUGGAGAACGUGGAUGAGUACUGGCUACACAUGCAGUGCGUGUGCCUCAACACGCCGCUCGGCGUGGUGCGCAACCAGCAACGGAGCAAGAGCGGCGGUGCCGACGGGGAGGAGACGGAGCAGGGAUCGUACGACGACAAGCUGCUCAACAAGAAGUGCAGCAUGCUGGAGUACACCUCGGGCAGCAGGGAGGUGCAGGACGACGGCACCAUUCCUGGGGACGGCCUGGGCGCCGGCGGCCUUGACUCGUGCUUUUUCGGGCACCUCAAGCGCAACUGGAUUUGGAUGUCGUACAUCCUGCAAAAGGACAAGCCGGACCUCGGGCGCGGCAGUGGCACCUCCACGGUUCGCCUGCAGACGUUGCUGCAGAAACCGCUGCAUGGCUCGCAUCCCAUGGGCCGCUUUGGCGAUGGCGCGAGCGUGGGCGCUGCUGCUGCUGCAGCGACGACGACACGCGGCGGGGACGACGGGUGGCCGGUGGCGCGCACAGACGACGUGCUCCUGCGGAAGGUGGAGGCCGCGAACCGGAACAAGGCGGUGGCGGGCGGCAAGGGGCAGAAGCGCAAGCGGGACAAGCGCGACGCCGAGCCGCGCAAAGCCAGCCCCAAGCGGAAGAAACCGAAGAAACCCAACGAAUCGCCACGGAAACGCAGGGAGGAGGGCAGCCCCAAGAUGUACUACGACGAGACGGACCGCAGCGCGCUCAGCCGCAUGACCAAGCAGCGCGUGGCGUGGACCGAGCAGGAGGACGGCCUCCUGCUGCUGUGUCGUGUCGCCUGCACCAUCCUCAACGCCAAGGUGCGCCGCCCGUUUGUGCCGUGGCAGGUGAUCCGCGACGUGCUGCACGCCGAGUACGUCAGCUCGCUGGACAAGACGUCGCACGCGGUGGCGCGGCGAUCGCGCUACAUCCUCAAGAACUCGCGCACCGACCUCAACUACAGGAUCUGCUUGGCGGAGGCGACGCAGGACAGCAAGCUGGUGGAGGAGAUCAUGAACCAGACUGGCGACUACGCGAACCCGCAGGUCUGUGCGCUGGAGUUCACGGAGUUUGUGCAGCGGCUGAGGGCGAAGUUUCGUCCCAACCCAGAGACGCUGCAGAUGGACAUCCCCGACUCCCUCGAGGAGCUCUUCCGCAAGUACCGCGUGAUGACCGUGUGGAAGGAGAGCGGCAAGAAGGCGCGUCCGGAGGCCAACAGCUUGGAUGACAUCCACGCCAUGGUCCUGGAGAACUUCAUUCAGAGCACCCUCGCUCUGUCCGACCGCCAAGUCAAGAACAACCUCGCCUACCAGAUCUUCCGCAUCUACCAGUACUACUCGGAGCAGGUGCUGCUGUCCACCUUCCAGCGCUACACCCAGCGCGGCCUCGUCAACCGCCGCCGGAUCAGCAAGCAGAUCGGCCCCAAGAAGAGCCGCGCGCUGCCCUUCGCGCCCAUGUCCUACCAGCUCUCGCAGGGAUACUACCGGUUCUUCACCUGGCGGUACCUGAGCUCCCUGCUCACCGAGGCGCACCGCUUCAUGCGCACUCUGCGCGACGCCGGCGCCGAGGACAAGCCCAACGUCGUGCUGUUCCGCGGCCGGGAGCCCGCGGUGACGGCCGCACCGGCGGAGACACCGGCGGGGUCAACGGUGAGGGCACCGGCGGAGGCACCGGCGGGGUCAACGAUGGGGGCGAUGUUGGAGCCACCGGCGGAGGCACUGGCAGAGGCAACAGUGGGGGGGGCGACCUGUGGCUCGGCGGCCUCAAUGACGGGAGCUGGUGGCGUGGGUGGCGGCACCAGCGCCGCGGUGACCUACACGAUGGACGCGCCGGGCGGGGCCUGCGCAUGCGUGCUGGCGCUCAUGGCGAUGGGCUGGCUGGCGUGCGAGCUGGAGAUCCCCGAGCAGAUCGUGGUGGUGGACAGUACCAUGGUGGACAGCGCCGUGCUGAAGGCCCUGGCCCACGAGAACUCGGACGACGAUGACGACGAUGAGGAAGACAACGAGGAGGACGAUGACGAGAGCGGGCGGCACGGGGCCGGUGGGGUCGGGGGUCGCCAGCGGGUCGACGUGAACCCACGGCAGUCGUCGCGCGUCAGAUACCUCCUCAUGAAGGGCUACUACGUGCCAGGGAUCGUGGGCGUGCGCAAUCUCAACCCCAACGACAACAUCGUUGUCAACUCUUGCACCGUCCGCUUCCGGCUGCUGCCAUCGCCGCGCCCCUAUGGGCUGCCCUCACGCUACGACGCGUUGGACACGGCGGAGGGCGUGGAGCUGCUACCGCCUUGGUUCUCGGUGGUGAUGGACGGGGAGGAGCCAAGUCAGUCCGAGUCGGCGCUUUACGAUCACGACGAGGUGGACGUCCCAGCGGUGCUGGACGUAAUCCGCGCGGCGGGGGUGGCGGGGGUGGACAUGGCUCAGCUGACCGCCGCCUUCCCUCACAUGGCACAGAGGUCGGAGGUCGGCGGGCCCACCCGCUGGCACGGGCUGCUGCAGACCCUGGAGAAGCAGGGCGCCGUGCUACAGGUCGGCUACACAUCACGGAGGGUUGUGACCCCGGAACAUGCCCACGCGUGGCUCGUGCGUUGCUCCCGCACCGAUGACUACAUGGAGAGCGGCGGCGUCGGCACAGCCGCCGCCGGCCAAAACGCCGAGGACGCGGGUGCCGGAGCGGAACUCUCCACGAUCGAGAAGGCAGCCGUCACCAGCACCACAGCUGGCGCAGGCCCAGGCAGCCGCUCGCGGCCGGGCUCGCCCGAUCGCUCGCCCAACCGCCCAGAAUGCAAAGAGGUCAUUGUCACGAACGGGAAUAUGAAUGGAGGCGCGGCCACAGAAUUGGAAACUCAAAAAGCCGUCGCGAUAGAUGCAUCGGCUGACGACGGCGACGAUGGCAACGAUGGCGACAAGGAAUGGAGAGUGAAGGGGUGUGCAGUGGAGGUGGUCACCUCUACUGCUGACAUGGCCAAAGGGUGUCAGAAGAGAGCUCUGACCACUGAUGAUAACGACGGUGACAAUGCCGUGGGUGGUGACGCGGACGAGAGUGUGCGCUCUGCGGUCACGAAGAGGGCGAGAGUGGACAUCGCGGAUGUGUGCAACGGGGGCGGCGCGAGGGAUUUGGAAAUGACAGCGCAGCAAGAGACCUGUGCUGGGCCCAAGGAGACUUGUACCGUGGGAGAUGAGGCCGUUAAUGGAUCUAGGGACACCGGUACUGUGCGAAGAGAGACAUACACUGGUUCAAGGGAGACCUGUACUGUGGGAGCGGAGAUCAGUACUGGACCCACACAGACCUGUACUGUGGGAACGGAGACCUGUGAUGGGUCCAAGGAGAUCAGUACGGGACCUACGCCGACCUGUACUGUGGGAACGGAGAUCAGUACUGGACCCACGCAGACCUGUACUGCGGGAACGGAGACCUGUGAUGGGUCCAAGGAGAUCAGUACUGUGGGAACGGAGACCUGUGGUGGGUCCAUGGAGAUCAGUACUGGACCCACGCAGACCUGUACUGUGGGAACGGAGAUCAGUACGGGACCCACGCAGACCUGUACUGUUGGAACGGAGACCUGUGGUGGGUCCAAGGAGACCUGUACUGGACCCACGCCGACCUGUACUGUGGGAACGGAGACCUGUGAUGAUGGGUCCAUAGAGAUCAGUACUGGAUCCACGCCGACCUGUACUGUGGGAACGGAGACCUGUGCACGGAACCCGUCGAGCGUGAAGCAGGAUGCAUCGAGCGCCAGCGGAGCAGAAGGGACGGGGUCCAGCGUCCGCGACGGCACGUGGGACACGCAGGGGCUCCCCGCUCACCGCACAACGGGUGAGCGCAGCGCGGUGCGCUUUGCGGCGAGGCCGUGGCGCGGCGUGCAGGGCGAUCUCAACACCCCCGUGUGCAAGGGCAUGCUCGAGGCUCUGCUGCUGCACGUCAUGAGCCAGCCCGGCCUCCCCGAGCACCGCCUGCUGCGCCACUACGCCGGCGUGCUGCAGCCGCAGGUGCUCCGGGAGCUGCUCAUGGUUCUGGAGGAGCUCGGCUGUGUGCGGAGGCUGCGGUUGCCACGGCGAUCCAAGGUGACCGCGUUCUCGUCGCCCUGGCGGAGGGACGAGGUCCCGUCCCCGCAGGGGGAGCCGCUGAACGGCGGCAAUGACGACGACGAUGACGGCUGCUCCCUCUUCCUGGAGCCCACCGUGGACGGGAUCCUGCGUCUCGGCCGCCUGCUGCCCGACGAGGUCAACUGGAACCACUGUGCGGCGAUGACACAGAGCUAGCCCCACGCGGCGGAGGGCACCGUCGCCAAUCGCGCAACACUCGCCGCCCACAUAAAACGGACAACGGCAGACCGUUUUGGCAAAAAUACGCAACCGACCUGGGUGCCAUGGGCAACCAGUGGAGCCGUCCCUCGGGUAUGGUAAAUCUGGGUGACUGCCCCGUGCUUUUGGUUGGGGGCCGCGCUUUUACAUUACAGUGUCGGAUGAAAUACUUUGGAUUUAGUUUGAAGGCCUCGGGGGGGGGGGGGGGGGUCCACACUGGAGUGAUUUCCUCCGGGGACCUGCACUCCCUCUUUGGACGGGCACUGGCUUCCGGCGUCGCAUUCAGACGACUCUGCUGGAACUUUUUAUGUUGAUUUUGGUACCACUGUCGAAGGCGGGUUGCCGGGGGGUUUGGACAGCCUCGAACCCUCUGAGACCAUUCAUCUUAACCCUGGACCCAAGCUGCCUGAGAGUUGCUCCCGGCGAUCACUUGUUUACGCAUCUAGCGGGUACCUGCACGCCGGCGCGUCCAGGAGUGGCCGAAUCCAAAACCCCCACCACCACCCGCCCAAUGAUCCUAGCCACUGUAACUUCCAAACCGAAAGCACAGCCGAUUGUUUUCAUCGUAGGUGCUGUUGUGUUGGGCUGGCUGCUGUCCACUCCCGGAGGCCUGGUUCCGUGGUUUCUCCUCUGGGACGCAUUUGCGGGCUGCGGCGACGCGGCUGCUGUUUUUAUUGCCGAUUUUGCACGCGAGCGUUUCAGGUGGCGGGGAGGGCUAGGCGGGCGGCCAGUCCACACGUUGCCGGCAGAGCGUGGUUGUUGUGGUUUUACAGCCCGGCGGGUUUUUGAUGAGCGUUGUUCUACCCUUGCACGAGCCUGCAUUCUGCCGCGCAGUCGGUUCGAGUUUGAUUUUAAUUGGUGGCAGAGCUCAUUGGCUUUUUGGUGGUGCGCGAUGCCAAAAGGGAGUUUAAUUUGUUUUAUUGUACAGCAAUUUGUAGAUAUUUAUGCCUUGCGCUUAUCAUGUUUAUACUCGCAUCAUUUGACAAUGCUAUAAACAACUCUUCUGUUUA
This is a messenger RNA of Lethenteron reissneri (Far Eastern brook lamprey), 9117 nucleotides long. RefSeq names its product general transcription factor IIIC subunit 1 (gene GTF3C1). NCBI's taxonomy places the organism in Eukaryota, Metazoa, Chordata, Hyperoartia, Petromyzontiformes, Petromyzontidae. Gene Ontology annotation, cellular component: transcription factor TFIIIC complex. Gene Ontology annotation, biological process: transcription initiation at RNA polymerase III promoter; 5S class rRNA transcription by RNA polymerase III. Gene Ontology annotation, molecular function: DNA binding. The record is from RefSeq and is a predicted model, not a curated record.